AUGAUGGCCACCAAGCGAAAAGCUACAUCAGAGGGGGCCACAACUCCCAAACGACGCCAGAAGCAGGAUGUCUUGGACAAUGCCGACUUGAUCUAUGAGGAGGUCCACUCCGAUGCCGAGUAUUCACCUCCGCAUACCCCAAGUCAAAUGAGCGUGGACUUCAACGAAACUCCCGAAACCCCCUUCUCGGCCACCUCUUCCCGACCUCGAUACCCAUCUGAGGGCAAACACCUAUCGUGCCCAAUUGAGGGUUGCGAUAAAGCCUUCAAUCGUCCGUCUCGGCUCCAAGAGCAUAUGCGAUCACACAACAACGAGCGAAUUCACAAGUGUGACCAUGACGGCUGCGACAAGACAUUCUUGCGCCCUUCCCAUCUCCAACAUCAUAUCAAGAGCGCCCACACGACUGUUCGCGACUACGUUUGCGACCAACCAGAUUGUGGAAAGAGCUUCGUGAGCGGGUCACGUCUUCGCCGGCAUCUGGCUACGCAUGAAGGAAAGGACGGGUACCGCUGCACAGAGUAUCCACCUUGCAACGAGACUUUCCGAAAGCACUCGACGCUACAGAAGCAUGUCAUGGUUGCCCACUUGGGCAAGAAGCCAUAUCCAUGCAAUCACUCGGACCCAGUCACCAAAGAGAAAUGUGAGAUGGCUUUCGACACCGCUGGUAAUCUACGGACUCACCAGGCUAGGGUCCAUGUCGAGAAGCGUUUUACAUGCACGGAGUGUGCCGAAAACCAGCAAUCUUCUGACAUGAUCAACGCCGAUACAAAUCAGGAUGUGUCAUUCCCCUCAUAUGCGAGUCUACGAGAGCAUAUCCAAAUUGUACACCCUCCUCAAUGCCCUCACUGUCCCCUCGUCUGUUCGACGCCACGCGAGCUUCGCCGUCAUCUUGAGAUAGCCCACGGCAAUGUCAGUCUUGAGCAGCGAAAGGUCUUUGCCUGCACCGUUCCCGAUUGUGGUCGUAGCUUCACCAAGCAGGGCAAUCUGAACGUGCAUAUUCGUACGGUACACGAGGGUGAGAAACGGUUUGUCUGCGGCGAAACGGACCUCUCAACCAGCAAAAAGGCGGAGGGAUGGGACGGCAUCGGUUGCGGCAAGCGCUAUGGCAACAAAAUGACACUCGAAGAGCAUGUUCGCGUUACGCACAUGGGACUCCCGAACACCAGAAAACGCCGUCAACGUACAGCAGAAAGCAAGCAAUCAGCUCCAGGUUCGGUAUCCACGCUGUCCGCCCUUACAGGCCAAGGCUAUGCCGAGGAGACCAGACGCCAGAUUGCAUGCUUCUUCUCCGAGUCGUGCCCACAUCGCUUCCACCGCAACUACGAUCUAUGGGUGCACAUGACCGCCAAACACGGCUGCACCGAAGAUGAAGUCCAAUGUCUCUUUAUGCAGCGCGCAUUGCUUUCCGACGAGUCAGGCUCUGGUGGCAACUCGCUGGGUAUCUAUGGUCUUGGACUUGACCAGGACAGCCAGUCUUACUACCAACACUCCUAUGCUGCUGGAGAUCACUCCUCUGAUAUCGCUUUCGGCUCACAGUCGAACGACUCGUUUUAUCUGCCCAGCCAACCAGCCUCAAACACUGAUUAUUUGAUGCAACUUGAUUCUAUGAUACCCGGCCAAGAUGGCAUGCCAUUGGCCAACCCUCUCCCUGUUGAUUAUUCGAUGGAACACUGA
Penicillium bovifimosum is the source of this 1674-nucleotide messenger RNA. RefSeq names its product C2H2-type zinc finger protein. Gene Ontology annotation, cellular component: nucleus. NCBI's taxonomy places the organism in Eukaryota, Fungi, Ascomycota, Eurotiomycetes, Eurotiales, Aspergillaceae. Gene Ontology annotation, biological process: regulation of transcription by RNA polymerase II. The record is from RefSeq and is a predicted model, not a curated record. The transcript has 2 exons. The coding region runs from base 1 to 1674 and encodes 557 amino acids.